AUGGCUCAACAGCGAGGACAUGGGAUGGGAGAUUCGCUCAAGGCAGCGCAUUCGGUGAGCUUGAAGGUGCUGCGAUUAUCUCGUCCAACGCUUGCUACGCAGCAUCCGCUCCCCAACUCCAAAGACGUGGGGAUAUCGCCCCAAGCCUCGCUGGCCUACCCCUCAGCAAGCAACACGGACGAUGCGUUCAUUCUCAGCCCAGUGCUGAACCUUCCUGAAGCAUUCGGAAGCGCGUAUGUCGGCGAGACGUUCUCGUGUACGCUUUGUGCAAACAACGAAGUGGAUGCGGCGGACAGUACAAAAGCAAUCAGCGGGGUGCGAAUGCAGGGGGACAUGCAAACACCUUCCGACCCUACCGGAUCGCCGCUGGACCUGACGGGCAUAGCUGAAGAAGCCACAGACACAAGUCCGGGGCCGGGGGAGUCGCUGCAGCGCAUCCUAAGGUUCGAGCUGAAAGAGGAGGGGAACCAUGUGCUAGCGGUGACGGUCACAUACACGGAGACGGCUCUAGGAGAAGGAAAGGCAGCUAGUGGACGCGUUCGGACUUUUCGAAAACUGUACCAGUUUGUGGCGCAGCAGCUACUGAGCGUCAGGACCAAAGCUGGCGAGAUUAGCCCCAAGGGCGGGUCGCGCAGAUACCUCUUGGAGGCGCAAUUGGAAAACAUGGGGGAGGCGGGCGUGUGUUUAGAGGCCGUUGACGUGAACCCGAAACCACCCUUGAAAUCGACGUCGUUGAACUGGGAUCUGCAGUCGCCAGGGGUGAAUGCGCCGGUGCUGAACCCGCGCGAUGUGGUGCAGGUAGCAUUCCUGGUCGAGCAGCAAGCCGGGGACGAGGGCGAAGUCGAGGACUCGCAGACGGAAGACGACAAGAGAGUGCUGGGCCAGCUGGCGAUACAAUGGCGCAGUGCAUUGGGUGAUAGGGGCUCGCUCAGCACGGGAUGGCUGACGGCUCGUCGGUCAGGAUGACAUUGUUCGAUAAGGUUUGGGUGACGGACAUGUAGAUGACGAGCGGCGCAACCAGUUGUGGACGAGCGGAUUAACACUCGUGCCGACGGUUUGAGAGGCGGUUGUUGAGGUCGCCGGGGAGCGGAUUAGGGUGGCAGCUAGUCGGAAGCAGCUCCGAGGAAUAGCAUGGCGGAUGAUUGGAGCGUCGUGGGGCUGCGAGAUUAGGCAUCAAAAGCAAGCGGCAGGCAGGGUCGUGGUGUGGAUGCAUUGGGCGCAUCCAUGUUGUGGCGGGGACGAGAAUGGCAGCUGGCCAGGCAUUGUUGCGGCUCUGCGGGAGAUUGCGUUGGGUAUAAGAGAGCAUGUAUAGCGGUGCCAGGUGGGAGGG
Messenger RNA from Exserohilum turcica Et28A, 1330 nucleotides. RefSeq lists its product as uncharacterized. Bases 1 to 966 code for a protein of 321 amino acids. The transcript has 3 exons. Gene Ontology annotation, cellular component: TRAPPIII protein complex. Lineage: Eukaryota; Fungi; Ascomycota; Dothideomycetes; Pleosporales; Pleosporaceae. The record is from RefSeq and is a predicted model, not a curated record.